Iphiclides podalirius (scarce swallowtail) is the source of this 1407-nucleotide messenger RNA. NCBI's taxonomy places the organism in Eukaryota, Metazoa, Arthropoda, Insecta, Lepidoptera, Papilionidae. The record is from the annotation of a GenBank genome assembly.
AUGUCAGAGGAAAUAGUAACGCAAGAUGCAAAGAAGCCGAAGUCUGUGCUCGGUGUCCGUCACGUGCAAAGCGGGAUGCUGUUCCUUGCGCUAGUACUGGCUUUUGCUAUGAGGGUGAACAUGAGUAUGGCGGUUGUGGCCAUGACCGACAGGAACAAUGAGGACUCCUUCGAUUGGAGCAUCCAGACGCAGUCAGUCAUCUUGUCUUCAUUCUUCUGGGGCUACGUGAUUCUACAGAUCCCAGGUGGAGAGUUGGCCGCAAGGUUCGGCGGAAUGAUUCUAGUCACGAUUUGCAUUGCCAUCAAUUCCGCAGUGUCCCUACUCAUACCCAUCGGUUCCUAUUAUGGGGGUUGGCAGUUAGUAUGUGCAUGUCGAGUGAUCCAAGGAUUGGCACAGGGUUUCCUUCUACCCUCCAUACACCACCUCAUUGGAAAAUGGGUUCCAUUGGAGGAGAAGAGCCGUCUUGGAACAAUCAUUUACGCUGGGGCUCAAUUUGGUACAGCGCUACAGUUGAUGGUAUCCGGGUUCCUUGCUGAUUAUUGGGGAUGGCCUGCUAUUUUCUACUCCAACGGGACCCUCGGAGCUGUGUGGACCGUCGCCUACGUCUUCUUAGGGGCUGCGUCCCCUCAGACCUCGAGGAUGAUUGGAGCUGAAGAGCGACUGUACAUACAAACUUCUCUCGGGCAUGUUGGUGUGCAAAAGAAAUUUAAAACUCCCUGGAAGAGUAUAUGGACCUCGCUACCCUUUAUCUCCCUCAUUGUGGUACACUGUGGUCAGAACUGGGGUUUCUGGACACUUAUGACAGAAAUUCCCUCUUACAUGAAUCAGGUGUUAGGUGUUAACAUUAAAACGAACGGCAUGAUGUCAGCUCUGCCAUACCUGGCAAUGUACCUGUUCAGUUUCCCAUUGGGAUUCCUUUCCGAUUACAUUUUGAAGAAGAAAUGGCUUAGUAUCACGGCAUGCAGAAAGCUCUCCAACUCAAUAGGCCAUUUCGGCCCCGCAGUAUCGCUGGUUGGCCUUUCGUACGUGCCUGCAGGUAACCUUCCUUUGGCGGUAGGGGUUCUUACCGCAGUAGUAGGACUUAACGCUGGUCUUUACACCGGAUACCAGCUCGUUCACAUCGAUAUGGCACCAAACUUUGCUGGCACUUUGAUGGGAAUAACAAACUGUUUCGCCAACUGCAUAUCUAUCAUUGCACCUAUAGCUGCGGGUUUCAUUUUAAACGAUGAAACGGAUCCACAAGAAUGGCGGAAGGUAUUUUACUUAGCAUCAGGCAUUUACAUUGUGUGCAACAGUUUCUUCAUCAUCUUCGGUACCAGUGAGAGGCAGGAAUGGAACGAGCCUUCCUCCGACUCAAAGGAGCCUCCCGAUGAAACCACUGCACAGAACAACGUAGAGAAAGUGUCA